Messenger RNA from Jatropha curcas, 1898 nucleotides. RefSeq names its product Pectin lyase-like superfamily protein. The record is from RefSeq and is a predicted model, not a curated record. Gene Ontology annotation, biological process: carbohydrate metabolic process. NCBI's taxonomy places the organism in Eukaryota, Viridiplantae, Streptophyta, Magnoliopsida, Malpighiales, Euphorbiaceae. Gene Ontology annotation, molecular function: polygalacturonase activity.
UCUUCAACUUAUAAGCUUCACUAGUUGUUAAUAUACAUUCUUUGUUCUCUCUCUCUUUCUCUUGUUUUUUCUCCUCCAUUGAAUUUGGCUUCACCAAAAUCAGUGAACCUGAGAUUCUUUUGUGGGCAUUCUUCCAAGGAAUUAUUUGUGGUUCUUGCUCUCACAUUUAAAUUUUCUUAGACUCUUCUUCUUUAUAGAGUUGAAGUUCAAUUCAUUGGCUUUCAUGGAGCUCGUUCGUGGAUUGUUAAUUAUUGGGAUAUCAAUGAUUAUUCUGCUAGAGAAUUCAAGUAAUGUAGUAGGAAGAUACCAUUAUCACAAGCCAAAGAACAAGUCUUCAAAACAUGCAGGGACCGGGUCCCCUGUUUCUCCAUCCCCUGAUAAUGCCCCUGAUCCUGAAGAUCCCUCUGUUCCUUCUUCCCCUGUUAAUCCUCCUCAGGUUCCAUCAGACCCUUACCCCAAUGAUCCUGGCAACAACUCUACCUCAGACUGCAUUUUCGACGUAACAUCUUACGGUGCAGUCGGUGAUGGUUCCACUGAUGACACUGCCGCUUUCAGGGAAGCUUGGAAAGCUGCCUGCGCAGUGGAAUCAGGGGUUAUUCUGGCUCCUUCAGGCUAUGUCUUUAUGAUCACUUCAACUAUUUUUACAGGGCCUUGCAAGCCAGGACUUGUUUUUCAGAUUGAUGGGUGCCUAAUGCCACCAGAUGGACCAGAUUCAUGGCCAAAAGCAGAUAGCCAAAAGCAGUGGCUAGUUUUUUAUAGACUUGAUGGUAUGACUCUCACUGGAAAAGGAACUAUUGAAGGCAAUGGAGACAAGUGGUGGGAUCUCCCCUGCAAACCUCACAGGGGUCCUAAUGGAGGUUCCUCGAAAGGACCAUGUGACAGCCCAGCACUAAUUAGGUUCUUCAUGAGCUCCAAUCUAGAAGUCAGUGGCUUAAGGAUUCAAAACAGCCCCCAAUUCCACAUGAAAUUCGACGGCUGCGAAGGAGUUCUAAUAAAUCAGCUGUCUAUAUCUUCUCCUAAGCUUAGCCCCAACACAGAUGGAAUCCAUAUAGAAAAUACAAAGACAGUUGGAAUAUACAACUCUUUCAUUAGCAAUGGUGAUGAUUGCAUAUCAAUUGGCACUGGAUGCUCCAAUGUUGACAUAGAAGGUGUAACCUGCGGGCCUAGUCACGGGAUUAGUAUCGGGAGCCUAGGAGUACACAAUUCCCAGGCAUGUGUUUCCAACAUAACAGUGAGCAACGCAAUUAUAAGAGAUUCAGAUAAUGGAGUUAGGAUCAAGACAUGGCAAGGCGGGACGGGGUGUGUCUCAGGCAUAUCUUUUCAGAACAUUCAAAUGGAGAAUGUUAGAAACUGCAUGAUCAUAGACCAAUACUACUGCUUAUCAAAGGGUUGUCUAAAUCAGACCUCAGCUGUCUUUGUAACAGAUGUUUCAUACAAGAAUAUUAAGGGCACGUACGAUGUUAGAACCCCACCAAUCCAUUUUGCUUGCAGCGACACUGUACCCUGCACUAACAUAACUUUAUCAGAAGUUGAGCUUUUACCAGAAGAAGGGGAACUAGUGGAUGAUCCAUUUUGCUGGAAUGCUUAUGGGAUUGAAGAAACAGUUACUAUACCUCCUUUAGAGUGCUUAAGAGAUGGGGAGCCUGAAAGUGUGCAAGAGGUCGCUGCUUAUGGUUGCUAAAAUUAUUAAUGUUAUAUGUUGAUAAUGGUUUUAUAUUUACUUACUAUAGAAUACUUAAUUAGCAUCCAUCCCUAUUAGGGUUUUUCUCCCCCUAUUGUGUGAUGAAAUUGUAGGGGUCUAUUUUUUUGGCCCUAUAUAUUAUAUUGUAAUAGGCGGUCCAAUAUUUACUUGUAUGAUUAUUACAAAUUUUUAUUAGUGGUUUCCAAUUUUUAUGCUA